This is a messenger RNA of Carassius gibelio (silver crucian carp), 3062 nucleotides long. Its product is annotated as TSC22 domain family protein 1. The transcript has 2 exons. Gene Ontology annotation, biological process: regulation of transcription by RNA polymerase II. The record is from RefSeq and is a predicted model, not a curated record. Lineage: Eukaryota; Metazoa; Chordata; Actinopteri; Cypriniformes; Cyprinidae. Bases 542 to 1888 code for a protein of 448 amino acids.
GGCCCCGCCCCCUGCUGGCGUCACCACAGCUGCUAGCUCGUCGGUUAGCGUGCUAACAGCGUCCAGCAGUCAGUGAUGAGACAGCAAAGCUGCGGAUGAAAAUGUUUCUCACGCGGGCCUGAGAGCAGAAAGCGGCGUGACACGGAUUUAACCGGCGACUUGGAGCGACUUGAGUCCGAAUUCACUCAAAUCAAGAGCUCGGAGCAGCGUCCGCAAUUCUGAGGUGAUGUCGACGGUCUGUUUAUGUUCAUUUAGCCGGUAACUGACGCGUGUCACCGACAAAAACGCGUAUUUCUGUCAGGACAUAAAGUUAAGGAUAUUCUGCUGAUGGAUUGAGUUCGCUGUCGGUUCACCAAACGGCGCGGUUACCGUGCUAACCGGCAGCUAACCGACGCUAGCCUUCAUCAUAAACCCUCACAGAUCACCGGAGCAGCUGUCGAACUCUUUAAAUGGGGACUAUAACCCGUUUGCUAACGACGUGACUGCACCGACUGUAGCGUGUUGAUCAGCUCCAGCGCACCGUUUACCGACGACCGCCGUGAUGGCUCAUCCGCCGUCCCCCGGGCCGCACAGCCUCGGGAUCCCGACGGUGAAGAAGAAGAGCGGCUUCCAGAUCACGAGCGUCCUUCCCGCCCAGGGGUCCUCCGCCAACACCAGCCUCGCCGACGACACCGAGAGCUACGACGACAUGGACGAGUCACACACCGAGGACCUCUCGUCAUCAGACAUCCUGGACGUGUCUGCGUCCCGGGCCACGGACACCGGCGUCCCCGAACGGAGCUCGUCUGAGGAGACUCUGAACAGUUUACACGGUGGCGAGACGCCUAACGAGCCGGUGAUGGUCAACGGCGUCCAUCAUCAUCAUCAUCACAAGACUGGACGAUCCGUGGCUCCUUCAGCCACUCCUUCAACGAUCCCCGUCUCUCCGCAGGCUCCGGCCCCGAGCGGACGCUCCGUCCCAGCGGAGGCCAGCGGAUCCGCGUCUAGCUCGGUCUCUGUCGCGACGGACUCCGCCGCUGGACCUACGGUGCCGUUAACAUCCGCGAAUCCCUCAAGCACAGCGUCGCGCUUCAGGGUGGUGAAGCUGGACUCCAGCUCGGAGCCGGUUCGGAAGGGACGCUGGACUUGUACGGAGUUUCACGAAAAGGAUGCGCCACCUGGAGACGUCGCGUGCGUCGCUCACAGAGCGUUGGAGAGCAUCAUUCAAUCCGAACACGAGUCCACGAGCAGCAGCUCCUCUGGAAGCACCUUGAGCAGCAGCAGCGGAGGAGGAGGAGGAGGAGAUGUCCAGCAGGUUUACGGUCAGGACCUGGUUCCUCCGACGGAGAGCUCCUCCGCUCCGGUCCGAUCCGAGCCCCAGAGCAGCUACACUCCGGUGGAACACGCUCCGAUCACAGCAAACCUCCAACCUCUUCUGAUUCCCAACGCAGCCGCUCCAGUGUCCAUCGGGAUUCCGGGGCCCGUGUCUCCGAGGCCCCCGCAGAUGGACAUCAUCCCGGAGCAUCCUGGAGCACAGCUGUCUUCAUCCCACAGCUCCGGCUCCGCUCUGAGUGCCCUGCAGCCGCUGAGGGCCCCGCUGCACCUGUCGGGCCCCGCGUAUGUGACGGCCUCGCAGCUGGAGGAUGCUCAGCGGCUCCUGCUUCAGCAUCACACACUGCUGUCUCUGGCUGCAGGAGGCAGGGCUGGACCGUCUGCGUCUGCGUCUGCUCUCGGACAGGACGCCGCUGCUGGUGUGUUUUCUGUCUCAGCUGCUGCAGAUGAAGACAGUGCCUCUAAAUAUAUCGGCUCGUCUCCAGAGAACUCGUCUGUCAUUCCUCUUUCUCCAGCUCUCUUAAAACUUUUCCCAGCGAUCGGCCUGAUCUCCGUCUGCUGGAGUGUGUUAGAUUGACCGUCUGCGUCUGCAGUGACUCAGCAGAAGAUGCUCUUGUGAGUGUGGUGCUGAUGCUGCGCGUCGUUACACUCAUCACAUCCUGCAGGGCUUUAAUGCAGUGGACGCAUCAGAUCUUUGUGUUUGUGGUGAAUGUGCACUGACUUUCUUUAUCUUUAUAUGACCUGUGUGAUGUGGCCCGUUGAAUCCGUCUGAUCUCUCCAUAUAUCUGCAGUGACACACACGAUCACACAUCCUCCUGCUUCAUCAGUAACUGGAUCUUCUGUGUCUGGUCAAGUGCUCACUGAUUUAAUACUUGACAGAGGUUUAAUUCAGAAAGUCUUUUCAAUAAGAUGCUUUAUUGCAUAAGGUACAAAAAAAUUCAGACUGGCAGCUAUAAGAGAGCGAGAAACAUCCACAUAUAUUUACACAUUUGGUAACACUUUAUCUUAAGGUGUCUGUGUUACAAUGUAAUAAAUAUACAUUUAAGGACUGAGUAAGUUUCAUUGAAUUUUAAACCCUUCUUAUCCUUGAAAAUUGCAAUUGUAUUUUUUCUUUUAAAUUACGGUUUCAAAUCAAUUUUACAUCUUUCUUGAACUUGAAAAGUAAAAGCACAAUAUUAGAAUAAAAACGAAACAAAACACAAAAUGACUAUUUUCUGGCUCUUGCUGAAUUAAGUGUAUAUAGAGUAGUACAGUACAGUGUGUGUGUGUACAGUAGAGUACAGUACGUCAAUCUGACUCUUCACUUUCUUAUGAUGUUCUUGGUUUUAAAUCAUGUUGAAUAUUCAGUUUUGUUCAUUUACGUUUAUUCAUCUUGUAGAAGAGCAGCAGUGCAGAUCACAGACAGAAGUGAAAUGGUUUCACUGUUAUGGAAUGAAGUUGUAAAGUGUUCAGCGUUUGAGGACCGCAGCGCUGCUCUGAUAUCUCAGUCUAGUGACAGUAGUGACUAGACUCUCUCUUGUCGAUUCUGUUGGUGAGCAUCGGCUGUGGACGGGGGCGGGGCUUGGCAUAGAUUAGUCAAAUACCCUGCGCUCUCAGCCAAUGGCGUGCCGCCGUGCACUCAGACCUCUAUUAUUAUGCUAAUGAGGCAGCGGCUGCACUGUAAAUCUCAUUCCGAGCGCCUUUGUGUGGGAAUCCUUGGGAGAAAUCACGUACAGGAUGGAGAAUGUGACUCUUCUGCAUCUGUUUGUGUG